Molecule: messenger RNA, 5850 nt
Organism: Tetrahymena thermophila SB210
Lineage: Eukaryota; Ciliophora; Oligohymenophorea; Hymenostomatida; Tetrahymenidae
Product: DNA-directed RNA polymerase I protein
Exons: 11
Biological process (GO): DNA-templated transcription
Cellular component (GO): RNA polymerase I complex
Molecular function (GO): DNA binding; DNA-directed RNA polymerase activity
Source: RefSeq, a predicted model, not a curated record
GAUAAUUAAUAGGAAUUUAAGAUAAUCAAAGCCAUUUAUGACAGUAUCUGAAAUGAGUAAUGAAUGCUCAUUGUGUGCAAAAUUAAUUUAGAGUAUAAAAAAUAGAAUCAAAAAAAGAAGCAAUAAAAGAAAGAAAUAAAUAAGAUAAAUUAAAAGAUAAAAAAUAAAAAUAAAAGGAAUUAUUAUUAUAUACUUAUAGAUAUUAAAUGAGUAAUAGUUUAGGCUAAUUCCAAGAGGUCAUUAGUAGACGUCUCGCUGGUGUAGGCUUUUCUUAUUACACUGCUGACGAAAUCCGUAAAUUGUCAGUAAAGGAAAUAACUAAUCCUAUUGCAUUCGACUCAUUAAAUAGACCUAUCAAAGGUGGUUUAUAUGAUCCUUGUAUGGGUGUAUCUCCUUACGAUAAAUUUACUCGUUGCGAAACUUGUGGUUGUGAAGGAUUGGAAUGUCCUGGUCAUAUGGGUCACGUAGAACUCCUCUUACCUGUUUAUAACCCUUUCUUAAUUGAUAAGUUGCUCAAGUUAUUAAGAGCCUAGUGUUUAAAAUGCAAUAAGUUUAGAAUGACAAAUUAAAAACUCAAGAUGUUUGCUAAUGUUUUUACUCUUAUUAAGCUUGGUUACAUCUUCGAAGCUAAAGAAUAUAAAUAAACAUGUGAAAGUUUGAGUAUCCUUUAAAUUUAAAAUAAUAAAGAAACAACUCAAAUAUAGUCAUAUGCUGACAAGCGUCGUAAAUCUAGUGAUUACAAGUCAUCUGACACUGAAUAAAUAAUGCCUAAGAAGUCUUAAAUUGAAUAGGAAGGAGCUAAGAUUUAUUAGAAUAAUAUUAACAACCUUGAAGAUAAAAAGAAGCAAUUGCUCUCUUUAAUUAAUGUUAAGCAAAAUAAUACAGAAUAGUUUUCAAAGGGUGUUUCUUACACAAAUGCCAUGAACAGUGCAUUUGAAUAAGCCCUCAAAGAAUUUUGGAAUAGCAUAAAUAUUGGCAAAUGCCCUCACUGCAAAGAACCAUAAUAAGCAAUUAGAAAAGAAGGUUUUUCAAAGUUUUUCAUAAAGAAAAGUUCUAGCGAAGCAAAGAAGUCUUCAAGCCAAAAGAAACACUAAGAUGACUACACUUCUGAUGAUGAUCAAAGUGAGUCUGGUCACUCUAAGGCUGAAAAAGCUAAUGCUAAUUAAAAAUAUCUUGAUCCUUUAGAAGUAAAAGAAUUAAUGAGAAGAUUUUGGGAUGAAGAAAGAAAAUUGCUUAACAUCAUUUACGGUACUAUCGAAGUUACUCCUUAAACUUUAAAAAACUCUUCUAAAGGUUUUAUGAUAAGAAGAAAUGACUAUAAUAUGUUCUUUAUUGAAGUUAUUCCAGUAACUCCCAAUAGAUUUAGACCUGAAAAUAAGCUUGGAGAAUAAACAUUCUUGCAUGGACAUACUGUAGUUUUGACAAAAAUUUUAUAAUUCAAUGUUGAAUUAAGACGUAUGAUUGUCUUGCAAAGACAAAGUUUAAGCGAAGAAAAGAAAAAGAAAUUAAUAGAUUAGCUUGAUUCUCGCUUUUAAAAUUAAUUAUAAUUAAAGCAAAACUAGAAUUUCUAGCAAACUAUUAACAAUAUUGUUAAGCUUAAUGAUGUCAUCACUAAGUGGUUAGAUAUACAAGAAGCUGUUAACUGCUUUUUAGAUUCUUCUAAGGCUACUAAGACUUAAGAUCGUGAAGGUACAGGUAUUCGUUAACUCCUUGAAAAGAAGGAAGGUCUCUUUAGAAUGAAAAUGAUGGGUAAGCGUGUUAACUACGCAGCUAGAUCAGUUAUUUCUCCUGAUCCUAAUUUAAACACUAAUGAAGUCGGUGUUCCACUUUUUGUUGCAAAAAAACUUACUUUCCCUGAAUAUGUAAAUGAAUAUAAUGCUAAGCAUCUCAGAAAACUUAUUAUCAAUGGUCCUUUCUAACAUCCUGGUGCAAAUUUCAUUGUUGAAAACGGAAACAAGAUUUCCCUUGAAGCUCUCAAUGAGCAAUAAAGAAUAGGUCUUGCUAAGACUCUUUUAAAUAACUCUAAAAAUAAAGUUGUCUAUCGUCAUUUAUAAUCUGGUGAUGUCCUCCUUUUCAAUAGACAACCUACCCUACAUAAAGCUUCAUUGAUGAGUCAUAUAGCUAGAGUACUUCCCAGAGAAUAAACUAUUAGAAUGCACUAUGCAAACUGUAAAUCAUAUAAUGCAGAUUUCGAUGGUGAUGAAAUGAACUUGCAUUUCCUUUAAUCUCAUUUAGCCAGAGCUGAAGGUUAUCACAUUAGUUUAAAUGAUCGUUAAUUCAUUAACACCACUAACGGUAAUCCUUUGAGAGAAUUGAUUCAAGAUACUAUUGUUUCAGCUGUAUUCUUGACUCAUAAGGAAAAAUUCUUACAAAAAGAAGAAUUCUAAGAGCUUGUCUACGCUGCUACUUGGAACAUGUUUGAAAAGAAUAAUAAUUCUACCACAAAGCCUUAUAAGAUUUUCUUAGUUCCUCCUGCUAUUCAAAAACCCAAACCUUUGUGGACUGGUAAACAACUCAUCACAAACAUCAUCAAGAUUGUAGUCUAAUAGAAUCAAAAGAAAGAUUAUGAAUAAGGUGUCUAUAUGGAAAUGAAGGCAAAGCUUACUGCUGACGAAUUGACUGGUAUUUAUAAGGACGAUACAGUUGUCAUAAUCAGAGAUAAUGAACUUCUUUAGGGUGUUUUGGAUAAAAACUAAUUUGGUGCUGGUGCCACUUAUGGUCUUAUGCACGCUUUUUAUGAAUUAUAUGGAGCAUCUCUAACAGGUAAGCUUUUCACUGCUCUUGCUAAAUUACUCAGUGCCCAUCUCUAAAUGCAUGGUUUUACUUGCGGUAUGGAUGAUCUUCUUGUCAGCAAAGAGAGUGAUGAAUAACGUCUUCAAGAAAUCAAGGCUGCACACGUUGAUGGUGUCCUUGCAUGUGCUGAAUUCGUUGGUAUGAAAGACUAUGAAGUUCCUUAAGGCUGGAAUUUAUAUAACAGACCUAAUUUUGUUCUCAACAGCAAAGGUAGAUUCUCUUCUAAUGUUCUUAAACGUAAGCCCGAAGUUGACUAUCUUUCAAAUGAAAAUCCCAUUCUUGAGUAAAUUCAAAGAAAGCUCGUUCGUGAUCCCCAACUUGCUGAAGCUUAAGAUAAUGUUUAUAAGUCAACUAUGUCUUAAAAAGGUUCCAAAAUUCUUAACACUGCUCUCGGUGGUCUUAUUAAAAAAUUCCCUUUCAACAAUUUCACUACAAUGACUAAUUCUGGUGCUAAGGGUUCUAAAGUCAACCAUACGUAAGUUUCUGCCUUACUUGGUCAAUAAGAAUUAGAAGGUCGUAGAGUUCCCGUUAUGGCUACUGGUCGUACUCUUCCUUGCUUCUUACCAUAUGAUCCCAACCCAAGAGCUGGUGGUUUUAUUAGUGAUCGUUUCUUGAGUGGUCUUAGACCUGCUGAAUUCUUCUUCCAUUGUAUGGCUGGUAGAGAAGGUUUGAUUGAUACUGCUGUCAAAACAAGUAGAUCCGGAUAUCUCCAAAGAUGCUUAAUGAAGCACUUAGAAGCACUUAAAGUUGCAUAUGACUACACUGUCAGAGAUGCUGAUGGCUCAGUUGUCCAAUUCUAUUAUGGUGAAGACUCUAUUGAUCCCAAUAAAGUUAAAUAUUUAGAAAAAUUCCGUUUCUUAGCUGAAAACUUUACUUCUUUCACUCAAAAAUAUGAUCCUUAUCACUUGAAAGACUCUCAUGAUUUCGAAUCUGUCAAUCGUUUCUUGAAGAAAAGAAAGAGAUAAGAAAGUUCUGAAACAGAAAAGAAAACUUGUGACACUAUUAUGAACAACUUUUUACCUGGUAAACACAUUGGCUCUGUUUCUGAACGUGUCUACAAGAAUGUAAAGGAAUACAUUAAGAAAGAAUAGCAAAGUGCUGAUCCUUACAGCAACAUCUUCAACAUAAAGUAGGAUUAAUUAAGUCCUUAAAAAUUCCAUAUGCUUUUCAAUGUAAAAUACCUUAACUCUCUCAUUCAUCCUGGUGAUUCUGUUGGUUGUCUUGCAGCCCAAGCUAUCGGUGAACCAUCUACAUAGAUGACAUUGAAUACUUUCCACUUGGCUGGUCACGGUGGUGUUAACCUUACCUUGGGUAUUCCUCGUCUAAGAGAAAUCUUGAUGACUGCUACAGACAAAUUGAAGACUCCAGUCAUGCUUUUAAAUCUUUCAAAUCCUGAAGUUGCUUAAAACAAAGAAUAAGUUCAAAAUCAUGCUCGUAAGCUCUAAAAAAUUAAUUUAUUAGAACUUGUUAAUAACAUCGAAGUCAAGGAACAAAAAAUUAUUGUUGUUGAUAACAAUAUUUUACCCUUCAAUGAACGUUUCAGACACUAUGAAAUUAAAAUCAACUUAGAAGACUUAGAAGCUAUUCACUUCGCAUUCUAAUUAAACAUUGACACAAUUAAUCGUAGAAUUGAAAAGGUCUUCCUUCCUAACCUCUUCUAAUACAUUAACAAAGAACUUAAACGUGAUUAAAAAUCUGAACUUUAAACUAGAGUUCUUAAGAAGAAAGAAAAUGAAAGCAGCGGUAUGGAAACUGAAGGCUUAGUUAGCGAUUUCGACAAAGAAGCUGCUUCAGAUGGUGAAGAAUUAAAGAAAGCUGCUGAUGCUUUAGUAAGCGAAGUAGAAUAUGGCAUAUUUACUGAGACAGAAGAUGAAUUAAAAUCUAAGUCCAAACCUCAAUCUGCAGAACCAGUAAAGAGAGUCCCAACUAGAACUUCCAAAGCAGAAUUAUUUGAAGCUUCUCCUUAUUACAACGGUCAUACUAUAGAAGGUGAACGUAUAGUUUGUAACAUUAAAUUACCUUUAGAUUCUAAGAAGUUAUUGAUGGUCAACUUGGUUGAAAAAAUAUUAAAGAAGACUUUGGUUUAUGAAGUAAAGAAUAUCUCUAAUGCAACUGUCCUCAAAAAGGAUAAUAAAGGAGCCACUUCUUAUCAAAUUUAAACAGAAGGUGUUAAUUUCAAGUAAAUCUGGAAAAUGGAUCACUUCGACUCUAAUACUAUAGACUCAAAUGAUAUAGCUGCCUUAAACAAAUGUUACGGUAUUGAAGCUGCUAGAAAUGCAAUUGUAAAAGAAAUCGUCACUGUGUUCGGUGUUUAUGGUGUCGUUGUUGAUUACAGACACUUGUACUUAAUUGCUGAUUAUCUUACUUUCAGCGGAGAAAUGAAGGCCAUGAAUAGAGUUUGGAUGGAUGAAAGCAUCAGUCCUUUCCUCAAGAUGUCUUUCGAAACUUGUGUUAAAUUCCUUACAAAUGCUGCUACAAAUAAUGAAAUCGAUACUCUUUCUACUCCUUCUUCCUCAAUUGUCUUAGGUAGAGUUCCCUAAGUAGGUACUGGUGUUUUCGACAUUCUCCAUAAGGUUUGAAAGAAAUAAAUAACUUCCUACUUUUGAUAAAAUCUAAUAUAAAUUUACUUCUAUUUAUAUUAACUCUUUUAAAAAUAAAUUCAAUAAUAACUAUAUCUAUAAAAUCAUUAAAACUAAUUACUUUAUAAGAGUGCAUUCAAUCAUCCAUCAAAUCUUAAAGUAAACGAAUUAAAUACAUAAACAUUUUAGUUAAAUAAAUUAAAUUGAAUAAAACUUAAAUUUAAGUUUCUGUAAAAUCCUGCCAAGAGAAAAUAUAGAAAAUAAAAAUUUAACAAAUUCAUCAAUCAAUCCAUCCAUCCAUCUAAAUCAUUAAGAAAAUAAUAUUUAUAAUUAUUAUAUAAAAUUCAACCAGAGUUAAUAUUUUAAAAUUCACACUAAAAUAAAAAUAAAUUAUUUCCAAAUUAAACAAAAUUAAUUGUUUAUAUACAAAAAUAUGUUUGUUGUAUACCAUUUUUAAUAUUCUUUUAAUCAUUUGCAA